This is a messenger RNA of Microthlaspi erraticum, 234 nucleotides long. Lineage: Eukaryota; Viridiplantae; Streptophyta; Magnoliopsida; Brassicales; Brassicaceae. The record is from the annotation of a GenBank genome assembly.
AUGAAUAGAGAUUGGAGUAGAUCGCAGAUGAGGAGGCCGAUGAUCCUCGAUCACUUUUUUGAUGACAUGGAUGAUCUCGGAGAAUCCAUGGCGAUGCCGAUGGACGUCGACGAUGACUAUGACGAACCCAUGGAGAUGUUCGGCGGCGGACUUUUCUCUUCGGCGAAGAAGCUCAAAGACGCCAAUUUCUUCAACAGCUUCGAAGAUGACUUCGAUGAUUCCGAUAUCAACUGA